Cryptococcus amylolentus CBS 6039 is the source of this 264-nucleotide messenger RNA. RefSeq lists its product as hypothetical. Bases 1 to 264 code for a protein of 87 amino acids. NCBI's taxonomy places the organism in Eukaryota, Fungi, Basidiomycota, Tremellomycetes, Tremellales, Cryptococcaceae. The transcript has 2 exons. The record is from RefSeq and is a predicted model, not a curated record.
AUGCUGUCUCGCGGCAUCCUUUCUUCCACUGAGAGCGACUCUUCCCCUCAACCUCACUCCACCCUCCCUACAACCCACCACAAGACGAUAAUCACGACUAUGAACGAGUCUGACUCUGACCGCUACACGAUCCAGCCUAUUGGCCGCUGGGAUACCCCGAGGAACGAGCACAACCCCACUUCACCUCCUUACAUUGCGCCUGGUGAGAUCCCUCAAGAGCCCGAGGUGGACCCGAUUGCUUCAGGGGAAUCUGGUAAUUGGUAG